Messenger RNA from Pediculus humanus corporis (human body louse), 2004 nucleotides. RefSeq lists its product as uncharacterized. Gene Ontology annotation, cellular component: CCR4-NOT complex. Bases 1 to 2004 code for a protein of 667 amino acids. The record is from RefSeq and is a predicted model, not a curated record. The transcript is spliced from 8 exons. Gene Ontology annotation, molecular function: protein binding. NCBI's taxonomy places the organism in Eukaryota, Metazoa, Arthropoda, Insecta, Psocodea, Pediculidae. Gene Ontology annotation, biological process: mRNA catabolic process; negative regulation of translation.
AUGGCAAGUAAAGAAGUAGUUAAAAGCAAAAGUCAUGGUAGUUCAGCUUUAGUAGUUUCUGAUCAAGAACAAGAUUUGGCUCAAUCAGCUUUAUCAGAUUUUACAAAAGGCAAUUAUUCAGCUUGCUUAACAAGCUUGGCAAAACUAGAAGCAACUUGGACUCAUGAUUCUAAAGUAGCUCACAAUAAAGCUGUUGCAGAAUAUUAUAAAUCUAGUUUAAAAAAAACCGAUCAAUUUAGAAAAAAUUUAGCAAACUUAAGAUCUCAACCUAUAUGGAAUGGUGACGAUGUUGUUAGACUUGAUGAUGUAGAGCAGUGUUUUUUAUAUUAUAAUCAUGCUGUGUUAUUAUUUCACCUUAAACAAUACAAUCUUGCUUUAAAAGUAAUAAAAGAAGUUUUCACAUUUAUCGAACCAAUGGAGGAAAGUUUAGCUCACAAAGUGUGUUUACUGCUAGUAGAAUUAUUAUUAUGUAUGAGGCAAGUUGAUACUGCUUUAGAUUAUAUCAGUUACAUUACUAGUCAAUUUGCAUCAACUAAAAAUAUUCAGGUGCUUGAGAAGGAACCUGCCGAGAAAAAACCUAUAGUUUUCGAUGCAGCAACUGAUGCUUUUAGGCUAAAGUUAUUACAAUGUCAAACUAGGUGUUAUCUAAUGAAUAAAUGUUUAAAAGGAAGUAAAAAGGAACUGAAAACUAUAAUGACAACAGGUGGCAAUAAUGUAGCUUCAGUAUUUUUAAAGGCUAAUCUAGAGUAUUUAAAAAAAAAUUAUACGAAAUCCAUUAAGGUAUUAAAUUCAAUAUUAAAUCACACUUUACCCAAUUUUAAGGACACUGGGGAAUCGGUUAACAUAUUGUAUUACAACAAUAUGGCUUGUAUUCAUCAUUAUUUAAGAAAGCCAAACUUAGCUUGUUUUUAUUUGCAAAAAGCCAUUAAAGAAAAUGAAGAAGCUAUAAAAAGUUUCCCUAAACCUGAAAUCCCAGAGGAAUUAUCAAAUAGGCCUUUAUAUACUCUUAGUUCUAAUAAAUUAACUGAAUUAAUGUAUAAUUUAGGAGUAGCUUUGUUGUACGCUGGGAAACCUUCUCAAGCUUUUGAUUGUUUAACAGAGGCUGUUCAAGUUUAUCAUAUGAACCCUAGACUGUGGCUUAGAAUGGCUGAAUGCUGCAUAAUGGCACAUAAAUCUAAUAAUGAAGAAGAUUUUAAUAUUCACGUGAAAAAAAAUGAUUUAGUUCAAAAUGUAAUUGGAAGCGGUCAGCAUAGGAAAUUAGUUAUCGCCAAUAAAUUAUCUAAAGAUAUCCAUUACACAAAUGAGUAUCAAUCGUACGCCAUACCAGCUCCAACUUUAGAAUUUGCUUUUUUGUGUGUUAGAAAUGCUUUGCAUUUAUUGCCAACUAAUGAAAAAGGAGAAAUUCACAGCGGUCGAACAACACCCAUUCAAGAGCCUACAGCAGCAAGUUUAGAAAAUGCUUUUUAUGGAGCGCCUUCAAACCCCAUUGGUGAAACAGAAGUGAAAAAUUUAAGAUGUUCAGUACUUGCGGCGGCUGCUUAUGUAACUCUUUGUUUAGGUGAUCAUAUAAUAGCUUUAGAUUAUGCCCAAGAACUUUUACAACAAAAACCAUUAUCUGGAGUUCACAAAAUGUUAGGUCACUUAUAUGCAGCUGAAGCCUGUAUAUUUAUCGAUAAAAUAUCAGAAGCUCUGGAGCAUUUAAAUCCGGAAUUAAUAACCGAUUUGAGUGUUGGUCUGCCUGUACCUGUUGAGGAUUGCGUAGAAGAAAGUUCAAAACCAUUGAAAGAGUGGUAUCCAAAUAAUUUAUUGACUGCCAAAGCUUUAAUGCAGUAUCAUUUGGCUGUGGCUUUUGCAAUUAGAGGUCAAUAUGAAAAAUCAGGAGAAACGUUAAAGCAUGUCUGGAUGUUGAAAGGAAACUGUGACAUUCCCAUACAAGUUAUUAUGCUAGCAUUAUACAUUGAAUUGCAACUAGGACUAUCAUUAAACAGCAUUGUCCUCAUUUGA